GAUGUUUGCGAGAGAGGUUCCUGGUUGGCCCCAAAGAGGAAAGAUGCAAAAGACACAAACCACAAAACGAAAACCAACAAAGGCCCAAGCCUUUGUUGAAUUCCCUCGGCUCACAUCAAUCCAGGAUAGGCAACCACACCGGUCGCUACCCUCCGAUUAUCUCUUGACGAGCAAGGGAGCAUUGAUUUGCUGUGUUGGCUGUUGGCUGUUGGCUGGGUUACCACCGUUGGGCUAUCUAUCUCAGCGGUCCUUUCGGGGAGGAAUAAAACCGUUCUGAUCUCCCUCCCAUCUAUGUCCUCAGAUAACUAAUUGUGCGCAUCGAUCCUCAGAUAAACAACUGAUACAGCACAUAAACAACUGAUACAGCACAUGAAGAAGUUCCUGUCAGGCCCCGAAGCGACACCUCGCACUAGCAAUGAGUCCAUGGCUUCGUCAGACUCUGAUCCGAUUGGCUCUGGCAGCACGCAACAAAAGUUCCCUUUGAACCUGAGCCGAAGAGGCCGGCCCAGAAGAACCAAGUCAGCUGACUAUGUGGGCGAAGAUCCAUUGAGCAAUCUGAAUGGCCACUCGAGCCACCACGGUGGCAACUAUAUGACCCUCAAAAUGUGCAAACUCUGUACGAAAAAGCCUCUGAGGAUCACUGCCAAGGACGUUCAUGGCGCUGCCGAGGCCCACAAUUUGGGUGAUAAUGGAUUGAUUGAAUUGAUCCAUUCCAUCCGCAAUCAAAAGAUAUAUGCUCACUGUGGAGGAGAAGAGUCUGUGGAACUCGAGCAAGCAGAUGAUAUUGUGGCACGGGCCAUUGAAAAAACAAAGGCAAUGCAUACCGAACGAGAGGCCAAUUUCACGCCCAGUGACAUGUCCAUUUACAGAGCCAAUUUAGCAGCCAUGGGAAAAUUUGAAUGGGACGAACUCAAAAUAGGAGCUCUGCUAGGUGUGGGAGGGUUUUCCAAUGUCUCGGAACUCGCAGGAUUCCGAAUGGCAGAUGGGGUGCCGGCCCGUCGUUCUGUUGGUUCUGACGAUGGACUCCCCAAAACAACGGUAUUGCACAUGCCCGAUACCAGUGUCAACGAGUACGGAGGCGCCUACACCAAAAAGGAACUGGUCGCUCGCAAGUUUUUGGCCAAACAUGCCAUACGGGCAACCCCCGCGUUGACAUCGUCCACCUCCAGUCUGCCCAAAGGAUCUUCCCAUUCAAUGACAUCAUCCACUCGAACUCUAGACAGCAAGGGCGAAACCAUCUCGUAUCGGUACGCCCUCAAGCAUCUCCGGCCCGGAUUGAAAGACGUUUACGACAAACGAACCUUCAAUUGUGCUGCGGUCGAUCUCGUUUGGGAAGCACAGUUUCUUCUAUCGGUACAGCAUCCCAACAUUAUCAAACUGAGAGGAUUUGCUGCCGCAGGACCAUCCGGCUAUCGCAGUGGCAAACACAAUGGAUACUUUUUGAUCCUGGAUCAGUUGCCAGAAACAAUGGAGCAAAAACUAAUAGCGUGGAGAAAGCGAGUCAAAAAGUACAAGGCUGUCAAGAACAGUCUUGUCUCGAAAAUGAUCUUGAAAAAGAACAGAGAGACGGCCAGUAGCAAGCUCGAUGAGCUGCUUGAAGAGCGAUAUGCCGUGGCCUAUGAAAUUUGUGGUGCCAUGGAGUAUCUUCAUGAAAGACGCAUGGUCGCUCGCGAUUUAAAGAUUUCCAAUAUUGGUUUUGAUGUACGGGGCGAUGUCAAAUUGUUUGAUUUUGGAUUGAGCCGGUGGUUGCCGACCAGUUUGUUGCGAGACUCUAUCAAGACCCGAGAGGCGGUCUUGGAAGAAGCCUUUCACAUGUCGAGUGUUGGAACCAGAAUGUACAUGGCGCCUGAAGUCAUUCUACGUCAGCCCUACAGUACCCGAGCCGAUGUGUACAGUUUUGGAAUUCUGCUCUGGGAAAUGCUGGCCUUGGCAGAUCCCACGACAUGGUGUCUCUGCGAUGAUAGCAAAGAAGCUGUGGAAAAGGCAGCACCCAAAAUGCCAGACCAAAUGCCGCUCUGUCCGUGCUGGCCAGAGCCACUUCAAGACACCAUGAAAAGUUGUCUAGCUGUUCACCCCAACAAACGACCCUCCUUCACAGCGAUUCGAAAAGUAUUUCGAGAAGAAUUGCACGUUGCUGUGAGGGACGACGACGAAAAUAUCGAUUCGACCCGCUAUUCUCGUCAGGCAUCCAUCAAUGAUUCCGAACGUCCAGAGUUUUAUGACGAUGAUCAGAUCGCUAGCACGCGCAGUACCGGACUUCCAUUGCCCGACGUUUCGGAUUUGAAAUAUGCCAGUGACGAUGAUCUCCCCAGCAGCCGUGCGCUGGGUGUAGGGACGGACACUGAUGACGAGGAAGAAGGAAGAGAUCAGUUGAUGGAUUUGUCCAGCAAAAUGGAAGACUGCGUGGGAUCGCCGCAGGAGCGACGUCGUUCUACUCACGUCCUCAAUUUCCAAGACUUGUCAUGGUUGUCGUCGAACAAUUCGUUCAACACGAGCUUCACUGGCAGCGACAAAGCCGGAGCUGCUGGUGAAAGGGUAAUCGUUGAAGAAUCUCAAGUGCAGCGAUCCAGUGGAUAACUACAUGUAUCAUGGGGGCCUGAAACAAUGCUGUCGAGCGAGAAAGUGCCAUGUGUUUUCAAAGCAAUAAGUCGCCCUUCAGAGAGCCACCAGUUUUGAUACAUGAAACGAAAAGACGUCCCAAAGUUAGCAGCUGCGUUCUCUUUUAUCAGAAGCCUUGCCCUCUGAGCAUUAUACCGGGAUGGCAUUGCAAUCUAGCGCGGAAGGCGAAGCUGCCACGACGACAAUUCUUUAGUUUGGCUUCAUGCCUGAGCCCAACCUCUUUGUUUCGUCUGGACUUUGGGGUUGAAAUAUUGGUUCCCUGGUCAUAAUACUUGCUUGGGUUGUGUUCCUCAAGACUCUUCUCCCUUGCUUACUAAUAUGAUUAGUAGCCCGAUCUAAAUGAUCACCGGCAAAACUGUUAUUGUAUGGAAUGUUUACACGUUCUAGUUUUUUUUAAAUUACUUCUGUGACAACGAGG
Seminavis robusta is the source of this 3037-nucleotide messenger RNA. Lineage: Eukaryota; Bacillariophyta; Bacillariophyceae; Naviculales; Naviculaceae. The record is from the annotation of a GenBank genome assembly.